AUAUAUAUUGUGAAUAUUUAUGAGUUCUCUGAUUCAAUCGUGUUGAAUUCCAGUAAAGAGUCAGAAGCAGUCAAUAUAGUGGAAGCUUCACUGUUACCGUGUAACGGUGAAAUUGUAGAUGAUGACGUGAUUGACAGGGAAGAGGUCACUGUUGAUAAAUUAAGGGAUAUGCUCGACAAAAUUGACACGACAAAGGAGUCGAUCAGUGACUCAGCUGGUGCGACGAAUGCAUUACGCGACGAGCUUUUGAAGGAUGAGAAAUUCCAUCGUUUUGCAAACAUGAUCUUUUAUUUGCAUGAAUCUGUUCCGUCUAUAAUGACGCAAUAUGUGAGAACUGUUCUCAGAAUGCAUGGCGGUGAGAUUAGCGAUGAAUUGGAGGAUUGCGUAACGCACCUAGUUGUUGAAGAUUGCGACAACGUUAGUGAAGAACUUUCAGCGGCGCAUUCCACCGGAAAAUUGGUGAAUAUCAAAUGGAUCGAAGAAGCGGUUGAGUUAUAG
Molecule: messenger RNA, 498 nt
Organism: Anisakis simplex (herring worm)
Lineage: Eukaryota; Metazoa; Nematoda; Chromadorea; Rhabditida; Anisakidae
Source: the annotation of a GenBank genome assembly